UAUGACGCGGGAAGGCGGAAGCGGUGGCGGGAUGGGGCGGUGCGGGGCCGCGCUGCGCCUGGCCCUGGAGGGAAACAUCGCCGUGGGGAAAUCGACCUUCCUGAAGCUGCUGGGUGCCACCUUCCCGCAGUGGCACCUGGUGACAGAGCCCGUGGCACAGUGGCGCAAGGUGCCGGCCAGCAGCGCUGCCCAGGCGUCCGUGGGCUCGGCCAACCUGCUGCAGAUGAUGUACCAGGAGCCAGCCCGCUGGUCCUACACCUUCCAGACCUUCUCCUGCAUCAGCCGGCUGAAGGCGAUGCUGGAGCCGCCGGACGAGGGGCCCCCCGGGACCCCCCACCCCGUGAGGGUCUUUGAGCGCUCUGUGUUCAGUGACAGGUAUGUCUUUGCCAAGAACCUCUUCGAGGCCGGGCACCUGCAGCCCCUGGAAUGGGCCAUUUACCAGGACUGGCACGAUUUCCUGCUGCGGCACCUGGGGGCCCACGCCGCCCUCCACGGCUUCCUCUACCUGCAGGCCAGGCCCCAGGAUCCACUUUGCGGACGCGCAGCGCGCGCCCGUCCUGGUGCUGGACGUGGACAAGGACUUCGAGCACGAUGUGGCCCUGCAGGGCGUCCUCAUGGCGCAGGUGGAGGCCUUCGUGGCAUCCCUGAGCGCCGGCACUUCACCGUCACCUCCCGACCCUCUCGGAGCCGGGGAAGGGGCAUCGUCCUCCUGAAGACCCCGAUCCCAAGGACAAGGGACAUGUCCUGGUCCCCAGCCGCGCCCUCAGCCUGUUUGUCCUGGACGAGGGGUGGAUUUGAGGCGGAUCCUCAGAGGCGCAGCCGUGUGAGGAGUUUUGGGGGCAGAGGGGGCUCCCCAUGCUCGGGGGACCAGGUCCUUGCUGUGACCCCCCUCCCCACCUUUAGGGAUCCCCGGCUGGGGGUGCUCCCUGAGGUUGGUUUCGUGCACUGGUUGAAUUCCGACGGAAAAUCCCCCGCGUUGAAGUUACACCCGACCCCCGUACUUUAUUUUGUUAUUUUGUUAUUUUGGUUUUUUGUAUCUAAUUUUUUCCCCUUAAAUUAAGAUCAAAUCCCU
Corvus hawaiiensis (hawaiian crow) is the source of this 1072-nucleotide messenger RNA. It is a transcript of the gene DGUOK, whose product is annotated as deoxyguanosine kinase. The transcript has 6 exons. Gene Ontology annotation, biological process: nucleobase-containing compound metabolic process. Gene Ontology annotation, molecular function: ATP binding; deoxyguanosine kinase activity. Gene Ontology annotation, cellular component: cytoplasm; mitochondrion. Lineage: Eukaryota; Metazoa; Chordata; Aves; Passeriformes; Corvidae. Bases 2 to 1060 code for a protein of 352 amino acids. The record is from RefSeq and is a predicted model, not a curated record.